Sebastes umbrosus (honeycomb rockfish) is the source of this 3283-nucleotide messenger RNA. It is a transcript of the gene shmt2, whose product is annotated as serine hydroxymethyltransferase 2 (mitochondrial). Gene Ontology annotation, molecular function: mRNA 5'-UTR binding; glycine hydroxymethyltransferase activity; serine binding. Gene Ontology annotation, cellular component: cytosol; BRISC complex; nucleus. Gene Ontology annotation, biological process: L-serine catabolic process; protein homotetramerization; tetrahydrofolate interconversion. Lineage: Eukaryota; Metazoa; Chordata; Actinopteri; Perciformes; Sebastidae. The transcript is spliced from 12 exons. The record is from RefSeq and is a predicted model, not a curated record. The coding region runs from base 158 to 1663 and encodes 501 amino acids.
GGGCCUACAACUCCCAGCAACCCUUGCGGCAGGAUAAACGUAACCAUCCGUUGCCAACAACUUCAGCCAGCCUCUCUGGAGCCUGUCAGCGGUGAGUCUCCUGCUGGCCGAGCUGCUGCUUCUUCUUCCUCUUCCUCUGGUCCUGACUACUGGAAACAUGCUGUCCUUCGCUCUCAGACAACUCACACGGCCACUGUGCCAGCGAGCCCCAGUUCGCCUCUGUGUACGUGGCCAGCACUCCCACGCCGCUACCCGUACGGUGGAUGAAGAUCGUCCAUGGACAGGCCAGGAAAGCCUGGCUCAGGACGACCCCGAGAUGUGGGAUCUGCUGCUAAAGGAGAAGGACAGGCAGUGCCGCGGCUUGGAGCUCAUUGCAUCUGAGAAUUUCUGCAGUCAAGCAGCUCUGGAAGCUCUGGGCUCCUGUCUGAACAACAAAUACUCCGAAGGCUACCCAGGGAAAAGAUACUAUGGUGGAGCAGAAGUGGUCGACCAAAUUGAGCUGCUGUGUCAGAAACGAGCCUUGGAGGCUUUCGACCUGGACCCAGCUCUGUGGGGUGUCAACGUGCAGCCGUACUCCGGCUCCCCAGCUAACUUUGCUGUCUACACCGCCGUGCUCAACCCCCAUGACCGCAUCAUGGGCCUGGACCUGCCCGACGGAGGACAUCUGACCCAUGGCUACAUGUCCGAUGUGAAGAGGAUCUCCGCAACCUCGAUCUAUUUUGAGUCCAUGCCUUACAAGCUAAACAUUGCAACAGGACUCAUAGACUACGACCAGCUGGACAUGACGGCCAAGCUGUUCAGGCCCAAGCUCAUCAUCGCUGGCACCAGCGCCUAUGCCCGCCUCAUUGACUACACCCGCAUCAAGAAGCUGUGUACCGAUAUUAAGGCCUACCUGCUAGCUGACAUGGCCCACAUCAGUGGCCUGGUGGCUGCCAAAUCCAUCCCAUCUCCCUUUGAUCAUGCUGACCUGGUCACCUCUACCACACACAAAUCCCUCCGUGGAGCCAGGGCUGGCCUCAUCUUCUAUCGUAAGGGUGUUCGCUCAGUGGACAAGAAGGGGAAGGAGAUCAUGUACGACCUCGAGGACAAGAUCAACUUCUCCGUGUUCCCCUCCCUGCAGGGUGGACCUCACAACCACGCCAUCGCUGCUGUGGCUGUGGCACUCAGACAGGCACAGACUCCCAUGUUCAAGGAGUAUAUCGACCAGGUACUAAGGAACGCCAAGUCAAUGGCUGCAGCUCUUCUCAGCAAAGGCUACACCCUGGUAUCAGACGGGACCGACAACCACCUAGUCCUGGUUGACCUGCGGCCUAAGGGCAUUGACGGGGCUCGGGCCGAGAGGGUGCUGGAGCUCGCGUCAAUCACAGCCAAUAAGAACACCUGCCCCGGGGACAAGAGCGCCCUGACUCCUGGUGGCCUCAGGCUAGGUGCUCCAGCCCUGACAUCCAGACAGUUCAAAGAAGCUGACUUUGUGCAAGUUGUAGAGUUCAUGGAUGAGGGCUUCAAGAUCGCCUUGGACGUCAAGAAAAAGACCGGAAAGCUCCAGGACUUCAAGAACUUCCUUCUUCAGGACCCAGAGACCGUGGCUUGCAUCGCCAACCUGCGCCACCGCGUCGAAGCCUUCGCCAGGCCCUUCCCCAUGCCAGGCUUCAACGACCAUUAAACCAACCAAUAGAGAGUCUGUGGGGCCACAACAGCCAGGUGGCAGAACGUUGGCUGGCGUACAAGGAGAGGGAAAAAUAUCAUGGUAGUGAAAUAUGGUUGGUUCCCAUGACUCAGCCAAUCCGAUCUGGGAAAUCAUUCUUUUUAUACUUCUUUGCGGUAAUCCAUCAAUCCGUUCUUGUAUAAACUAAAGAAACAAUAAAAUUUGAAAGAUUUUGUAGAGCCGAAGAACCUAUUUUCUAUUGUAAUGCGUAAAGAUCUUUCUCAGUUGUCAUGUCAAAUCAAACGACCAAACAGCUCUUGGUUUCACAGACUCUGUGACUUGAUUAGUGUAUAAUUUUAUAAUAAGAUACACUACAAGGUCUUAAUGCUGUAAAGAGUCUUAACUAAUGUCACUAUCGUAGAUUAUUAUAUUCAAAUGAAGAUGUGUGCAUGAUAGCUUUCUUUUCUGUUUAUGUAACCAGGUACACAAGGAGAUUUAAUGAGGUGAAGGGGUGUUCUGCCAUACAGUGUUGUGUUGGCUUAUACAUUUCAGAAAUGAUCAGAAAUUAACCCCAACUGUUGUCAAAAUAUCAUUUAUAAAAGUUAGCCUUUUGAAUUUAGUAGAGAUUUGUGCAACUUGUCUCUAAGGUCGGAUCAUACAAGGAGGUGGACUAAAUAAUUGAAUCAUCUUUUAACAUACUAUAGACCAAUAAAGCAACAAUACAACCUGUGUUCAUCAAUAAUGUUUACACUGUUGGAUGCUUUUUAAAACACAAAUCAAGUGUCAUAAGCUUCAUAAAGUAGAAUUUGAUGGGGCUUUGUAUUAGAUUGCAUGACAGGAAAAUGUCCAUCUCUAUCCGAGGAUGUUAUUUCCUUUUGACGCUGUUGUGAUUGCUUUUUUUUUUUCUUCCAGCAUAUCAUUGUUGUCAGAUUUUAAUUGCUAUAUAUUUUGUUACGACAGAUAAAUAACCAAAUGGAAUAAUACGAACAGAAAUGGCAUCCUGGAUUAUUUUAUACUUUCCGUUAAGUGCGUUUACAAAGAGUAUAUACUUUUUUAUGUCUUAUUUAAAAAGAAUUAACCAUGUAACAGCCAACGUUUAACGUAUAUCUUAAGGUUUCCAAUACCAGCUGGGUUGUUGUACGAGAAAAGGAGUAUUUAUAGUGCAGUUCACCUGAUUUAAGUGUCAUAUAUUUCACAAUGAUGGAAACUGUGAAGCAGCUUGAUUUUGAAUAUAUUGUCUAUCUGGCUCACAGAUUGGAACUGUUGUCAUUAUCACUGCAUCAGUGAGGAAGGAAGAUUAUCUGUUUGUGAAAUGAUCGUACAACUCGAUCGAGAAAAGGGCAUUUAGAAAUGGUGAGGUCACUUUCUUACUUUGCACAAAACGAAACACAGCUUCCAAAGUGAACCAAAUCAUAUGAAUCAUCCACAUCACAAGUUUCUGUCAGACAACAGACUAGACAUUGCCAAAAUAUGCCAAUAAGUAUUUUACUACUAUGUUUGUCUGUUGUCAUCUCUGAUAUGUUGCCAGCCUUUGUACGGUACAACACAAGUUUGAGCUACCUUUCUUUUACAAAACAUUUUUUUUAUUAACAUUUAAUUUGUUUUAGCUGAGUCAUAAUAAAAUCUAAUGCAAGCAUA